This is a messenger RNA of Drosophila persimilis, 11573 nucleotides long. RefSeq lists its product as uncharacterized. NCBI's taxonomy places the organism in Eukaryota, Metazoa, Arthropoda, Insecta, Diptera, Drosophilidae. The record is from RefSeq and is a predicted model, not a curated record. Gene Ontology annotation, molecular function: protein binding; DNA binding. The transcript has 19 exons. The coding region runs from base 550 to 10548 and encodes 3332 amino acids.
GCAAAAACAAUUAUGCGGGGAUCUACCGCUUAGCUUCGACCCGCGGUCGCGCGAUUUAUUAGUUUUAUUGGAGAAUUAUAUUUAAGCAGAAAAAAACGUUGGAAAUUGCGCGUGUGCGGGUGGUGGAAGAACAGUGACAUUUUGUGGCGACCGUGUGAAAAUAAAGAGCAAAAAGAAAAAGAAAACCGCCCGCGGCGAAAAUUGUUUCCCGUCGUUGAGCGGUUGCGUCUGUGUGUGUAUGUGACUGUUCUGUGCAUGUGUGUGAAAAACGUGAAAAAAAUUGGAAUAUAAUAUUUGCACAAAAGUUAAAAUCAAACCAAAUAUAAAGAGAAGCUCCAGAAAUUAAAAAAAAAAAUAAGAGUAUAUGUGGGCGAUAAAUGAUUGGGCGGCGGCAGGCAAAAGUCAAUCAACGAUAAGCGUCGCGUCGCUGAGGAGGAGAAGACGGAGAAGCGCUUAAACUGGACACAGAGAAUUGAACCGCAUGUAGCGCGUAAUAACGGAGCCCAAGAACAAAAGGAACACCAAUUUUAACACCAUUGGAUUUUGAACAUGAACAAAAAUGCCGGCGAUGGCAGCGGCAACGACGGCAAAAACUCAAACAAUCAUGGCAAGGGCGGUGGUGGCUCCAACGCGGGUGGGGGCGCCGGAGCCGGCAAUCCGCACGAUCCCACCGGACUCCUAGAUGCCGCCUCGCUAUUCGCUUAUUGGGGCCGUGAUCCCACUGGAGCUGCGGCGGCAGCCGCCUCUAAUCCGCUGUUCAACUCACAAUUCAAUGCAGCCGCCGCCGCUGGCCUGGGCCUCCUUCCGCAAACGGGAGGCGGCUCUGCCAAUGACCGCUACUCGAUGGCCGCUGCAGCGGCGGCGGCGGCCGGCGCCCAUCAUCAUCAGAACACCAUGGCAGUGGCCGCUUCGCAGGCCGCCAGUCUGGCAGGUCUGCAUCCAGCAAGCUGGUGGUCGAUGGCACAACUGGCGGCUCAGGACUACUUUAGUCGGCUGCAGGCGUCCGGCCUCUCACCAUUCCCGCAUCCAGACCUGGCGGCAGCCUUCGGGCCGGCGGCAAUGGGCAUGGGCGCCACAGGAGCAGGCGGAAAUGGUGCAGGCAGUGGCAGCGUAAUGGGUGCGGGUGCUGGCAGCGGAUCGGCUGUGGGUGGCGGCAAUGGCGGGGGCGGAGGAUCGUCCAGCUCCUCUGGCAGCAAGUCCAACAAGUCGCGCAAGGAGAAGCGGGCGGCACAGCAGCAGCAGCAACAGCAGCAGCAACAGCAGCAGAGCCUGGCCAACAGCCUGAAUGCGGCGGCGGCAGCGGCUGCAGCAGCUGCGGCCAACAAUCCGGCAGCAGCGCUCGCCAGCAUGCACGGAUUCGGUGUGCCGGGAUCGGUGGCCGUGAGCACGGGAAGCGGAUCGAUCUCCACCAGCAGCGGAGGCGGCCAUGGAGGAUACAAGAGCACGGCCAGUGCCUACGGGAAGCCUUCGACGAUGACGAGCAACAGCAUGGCGAGCAAUCCGAGCUCCGCGUACGAUCCUGUGACCCUGCACAAAGAGCUGAUGGCCAUGCAGGCGGUUGCAGCCGCCGCCUCGGGAUCGGGCGGAGGCUCCGGCAGCGGCUCGUCGGGCAAAAAGUCCGGCGGCGGCGGCAGUUCCUCCUCAAUGCACGGCCACGGAAUCUCCGGCCUCGGCAUGGGCGGUGGGGGCAACGGCGGCAUCAUGUCCGGCAGCAAGGCAUCGUCCACGAAUGUCAGCUCCAGCAACGCGUCGCUGGGUGGCAUGCAUCCCAGCCUGGGCAGCGCCAAUCCGCUAAUGUCUCCCCAUGGCAUGGGCGGUGGAUCCUCGUCGUCGGCGGGGGCAUCGGGCAAGGACCGCGACAAGAACAAUCCCUCGCUGAAUGCCCUCAAUUCGCUGUCGCAGUUCGGGGCCCUGGGCAUGACGCCGCAGCAGAGCAUGCAGGCGGCGAUGAAUGCGUUUGCGGCCAGCACGGGAGUGGUGCCCAGUGCCACAGUCACGUCGUCGUCGCAGCAUCACAGUUCCUCCCAGCAGCAGCAGCAGCAACAGCAGCAGCAGCAGCAACAGGCGGGAAUCAGCUCAACGGGUGGAUCAUCGGGGAGCAAGGGUGGCAACGGUGCAAAGGAUUACAUGAGCGCAGCAGCGGGAAUGAUGAGCGGCAGUGGCAGCAGCGAGCAUCCCUCGUUGCUGGGCGUACGCCUGCCACCGGACACGGAGAUCAUCAAGUAUACGUCCUCGAUUGUGGGCCCCAAAAUACCUGGUACUACAUCACGGGGUCGCAAGAAGACUAUUUCCGAAACAGAACAACAACAGACCACACAUCAACAGAAACAACAACAACAACAACAACACCAAGCAGAACAACACCUACUCCAACAACAAUUACAACAGCAACAGCAAAAAGAGCUCGACAGCACCACAAAUGCACUCUCCUCUCUGCUUGCAUUUCCAGGUCUCAGUCCCGCGAAGCGGGCUAGACUCGAAAUGGAGUACGCGGCAAUGGCAGCAGCCGCCCAACAGCACCAGCAGCAGCAGCAGCACCAGCACCAGCACCAACAGCACCAGCACCAGCAGCAGCUCCAUGGAAUGCUGGGAGCCGCUGGCAUGCCAAUGGGCAGUCUGUCCGGCCUCACGGGCAUGUCCAAUCCGUUGGAUCAGCUGAGUGUCACCAAGUCCAGUGCCUCAACGGUGACCAGCAAUGCCAAUUCUUCGGCGUCCUCGAUGGGCGGCCACGGUCACGGCCAGGGCUCAUCGAGCGAUCGGGUGGAGGUGAUCAAGCUGCCGCCGACCAUCACCUCGAACGGCGCCUACAAUCUCUCCAGCAAGGGCAAGGAGGUGCACGAUCUGACCAGCGAUCAUGCAGCCCCCGGCUCGGGUGGCGUUAAUCUCAGCCUGAAGUCGGCGUCCAGUGCGUUGCCACCCGCCGCCACUGGGGCAGUGGGCUCCGCCUCGAAUCCCAUCACCAUCGACGACUUUGAUGCGCCGCUUAAUCUGUCCAUGAAGCCUUCGGACAAGAGCAGCGGCGGAGCCCCAACGGCGUCCACUUCCACCUCCAGCUCGGCGCUGGCCAACAUGGCCAGUGAGUACCAGGCGGCUGCUCAGGGCGGCAACAGCCUGCAGUCUCUGAGCUCCAUUACGGCCGCUCUCGGCGGCAGCAGUGGGGGCAUGCCGGGUGGGUCCAUUUCGGGCAGUGGCGAUACGUCGCCGGCACCUCAACACGGAGGCGGUAGCUCGACAGGCGGAAACUCGUCGGGCGGCGGCGGCGGAGGAGGCGGUGGUUCCUCCUCGUACAAGGAGGGGCGUCCGCGCAAUCUGGGACGUGGAGUGUCCAAGCCCAAGAAGAAUACAGUGGCCUCCCUGCUGGCCCAGUCGCGGGCUGUGGGCCUCAAACCGAUGCUGGCCACCCAACAGCUGCUCCAGCAAGGAGCGGACAUUGAGAAGAUCCGGCUGGCAUUGAGCGAGGCCAAUGCGCACAUGGAAACAUCAACGGACUCGGAGAGCAUGGCCGCCGAGAGCGGGCUGUCGGAGUCGGAGAGCGAGGAUGCCAACAUACACAAUGUGUCGGAGCUGCGAGUGCCCCUGGACAUGGGCUGGAAGCGGGACACGGUCAUCCGAGGCCUGACCAAGCUGGGACAGAUCCGUGGGGAGGUCACCUACUAUGCGCCGGGCAGUGUGGCGCCCCUGAAGACCAUUGGACAGGUUUUUGCUAUCCUGGAGCAGCAGCCAUCGAAUCUGACGCGCGAGAACUUUAGCUUCUCCGCACGGGCCAUUGUGGGAUCGUUUCUGCAGCCAGCGCCGCCGCCGUAUGCCAACGAUGGCGAGUACAUACGGAUGACCGACGAGGAUGUGGCUAAGCGGCUGGAGGACCUCAAGGUGUUCACACGCCAGACACUCAAUGUGGAGCAGCGCAUCGAGAUUGCCAAGCAGCAGCAGGCGAUGCGGGAUGCCAAGAAGCUGCAGAAGGAGGAGCUGGCGCGCAACAAGGAGAAGGCGCGCCAGGAGAAGAACGCCAAGCUCGAGCAGCAGCGCAAGGAGAAGGAGAUGAAGAACCAGCAGGCCAUCGAGGAGCGCAAGAAGCGGCAGGAGGAGCUCGAUCGCCUCAAGCAGGAGGAGCUGCUCAAGAAGCAACAGGAGAAGGAGAAGCGUCGUCAGGAAGCAAUUUUAGCCAAGGAACAGGAACUGCAGAAGCAGAAGGAACUGCUGCUGGCCGCUGAAAUGGAACGCGAACGUCGACGGCAGCACAUGAAUCUCAUACGGAUGCUGGAGGUGCGGCGCAAGUUCGAGGAGCGGGAGAAGAAGAAACACCAGCUGGUGCUGGAUCGCCUCAUACUGCGCGAGCGCCGCAUGGCCGAGAGGAAGCGUGACGCGGAGAUCCUACAGCUGAUACGGCGACCCAACGAGGACUCGGAAAUGCUGCAGGAGAUGGCGGUGCCGGAGCUGGAGCGCAUUGCCGGCAAUCGAUUGCCGGGCCAGGCAAUGGCCGAUCUUCUGAUGGUCUUCGAGUUUCUGCACAACUUUGGCGAGACCCUCGGCUUCGACAUGGAGUCGCUGCCGUCGCUGCAGAACCUCCACGACGCUCUGAUCAGCGACAGCAAUGCGGAUGCCGAGGAGGAGCUGCUGUCGGUGAUGACGCACCUCCUGGUGUGUGCCAUUGAGGAUCCCGGCGUGCCCAAUCCCGGCCGUCACACAACGCUGCUGGGCCAGUCGCUGCGCAACGCGGACAUAACAAACUCGAAUGUGUCGGAGAUUCUGCGCAUCUACCUGUACGCCACGGCCACCGGAGAGGUGCGCCAGAUGCACGGCAUCACCGUCGACAGGGAGCGGGAGCGGCGGGUGCCCGACCACCACCAGGUGGACGCCGACACCAGCACGCACUCGGCCAAGAACCAGGAGUACUACAAGCUGCUCCACGAGAACGACACCUGGAAGCUCUCGUACGCCCUCAAGGACCGCCCCUUCGUGGCCCUGAAUCCGACGCGCAAGGCCCAGAUGUUGGCCCACCUAUGCAACGACCUGCUGAUGAACAAGGCCGUGCUGCGGCAGAUCGACGGCAGCCUCGAGACCUGCGCCCAGAUGCGCAAGGAGAAGUACAUGACGGACAUGAAGGUGCGCAAGUACAAGGCCCUCCACAUGCGCAAGGCCCGCAUCGAGGCGUACGAGAAGGCGCAGGCGGAGCGGGAGGCGGCCAUGCACGCCCUGAUGGCCCAGCAGAAGCUGGACGCCGAGCGGCUGGCCCAGGCACAGGCGAAGCAGGCAGAGGCCGUGGCCGAGGCCGAGGCGGCAGCAGAGGCCAUGCAGGCGGCGGCUGCUGCCGAAGGAGACGACACAUCCAAGGCACCGGACAUCGAAGGAGAGGGACUUCCUGUGGAGACCAACAACGGGGAGACCAACAAGGAGGGGGAGGAUGGCAAGGACAUUCCAUCACAGCCCAUGGACGUGGAUGGCGUUGAUUGUGCGGUCACUAAUCGGGAGGAGGCCACGCCCGCUGCACCACUCCUCGAUUCCUCGCUGGUGAGCCCCGCCAAGAGCUGUAUUUCUUCCGUGGAUUGCAUUACUCCCGGCAAGCAGAUGUCGGGACAGGACUUUGCCACACCCACGCCUACGCCAACGCCCACGCCCACCUAUCAGCACAACGGUUCGAGUACGCCCACAACAGGUGGCCUAAAUGCGGCAGCGGGAGUGGGAGUGGGAGUGGCAACUGUGGCUGGAGGUCUCGAAAUGCAGGCAGCCCUGAUGCAGGCCAAAAAGAGCGGAGCCCGCAACUCCAUCAACGAGGAUGGCCACAACGAUGUGAGCAUCAUCGAGGACGACCUCUCCGACCUGGACUCGGAGAUCACCAAUGUGGAGGAGGACGAAGACAAUCGCCUGAGUGCCGAUGAGCUGCAAAAGAAGCUGGACAAAAUCGUGCGCGCUUCGCUCAACUGCAAGGAGGCGCUGGAGAAGAGCACCAAUCAGCUGCGUGCCGCCUGCUUUGGGCAGGAUCGCUUCUGGCGACGCUACUGGAAGCUGCCCAAGGCCGGAGGCAUCUUCAUCGAGGCCCUGGAAUCAGCCCAGAACGAUAUCUGUGACUACCACGAGGCCCUGGAGAAUAUGGACGAGAAGCGGCUGCAGAAGGAGCAGCAGCAGAGCCAGAAGCAGAUCGAGGACGGAUCCAAAGACCAGGAGGCAGAGCCAGAGACUGAGAAGGUGGCAGCGAAGGAGGCGGAGACAGCGACGGGCACGGUCACGGACACGGAGACGGUGUCGGUGACGGGGACAGUGCAGCCCAUGGAGGUGGAUGAAUCGCACGCAGAGAUGAAUCCAGCUAUAGCCGUGGCCACAGCAGCACAGGAUCAGGAUAAUCAUCCAGAACGGAAGCGGGACGAUCAGGACGAUGGAGAGGAGGCGGAGGCGGAGGAUGACGAUGACGAUGAGGUCACCGAAGUGAACAAAAUCGAACCGGAGAUUGUGGAUCUGGGCGAUGAUGAUGAUGAUGAUGACGAAGCGGGUGCUGUGCCUCCAACGGUAGCCAAGAUCGAACCGCCCCGACCCGAAAUCAAGGUCAAGUCGGAGAUGGAGCUAAUGGGUCCGCCCACCACGAUGAUCUCCACCAAAACGGACUUCGAGGCGGAGAUCAAGAUACCCUCGAUGCCUGGCCACAUGAUUCCAACCCUCAACAACAACAACAACAGCAUUGGCAACGACAGCAACUGUGAUAAGUUGGAGGGAAUGGGCAUGGGCAUGGGUAUGGGCAUGGGAAUGGGAGUGGGAAUGGCACAGACAUAUGGCCAGAAUCUGAUCACAUCUUCGACCAUCAAAAUGGAGGACCUGAAAAAGGAAACGUCCGACGAUUGCAUCAUUGUGUCCACCUCCAGUGGCGACGAUACGCCCAAAUGGUUCUCGAUUGUGCAGCGCGAGGUGCCGCUAAUCAGCGAACUGCCCGCGGAGGAGGGCGGUGUGGUCGCCCAGGAACUGCAGUGGGGCUAUGCAAACCAGAACUGCUAUGCCCAGCUGCAGCUGCAGGGCCAUCCGUGGGACCUGAUCAACAACGUGCAGUACUACUCGAUACCGAUGGAGGAGUGCAAGGUGGAUCCGGGGAAGCUGGCGCAGGAGUGCAUCUUCUCGCUGAGCGGCCUGGACGAGCGCCAGAUGCAGGCCAAGCUGGAGGAGUACGAGGCCAAGAUCAAGAUCAAGUGCACAGUGCCAAAAAACGGUCUGGAGUCUCCUCAUCGCCCCCUCGUGACGACCGAUGAUGAGGAGCAGGAGAUCAAGUUGAAGCCGGAUGCCGACGAAGAUGGACAGAUGGAUGUGGAUGCGGAGGCGGACGCUGAAGCGGAACCAGAUGCGGAUGCUGAAACGGACGCUGAUGCUGAGGCAGAUGGAGAUGCGCAUGCGGAGAAGGACAACGAGCACGCCGGCAAGGACAAGUUUUUUCGUUUGCGCACUGAUGUCCCCCCGGACACGGGCGGGGGAGAAGGGGCACUUGAGGACGGAACAGAUGCCCCAGAGCUAAAGCCGAAGAUUGAGCUGCGGCUGGAUGAGGCCCUGUCGCAGGCCUACUACCACAACAUCGCCAACAUGUCGCUGAGCAGCGUCCAAACGUACAUCCCCAUCGACAUUCCCCUGCCCCUGUCCAUGACGCCCGACGAGCACCGGCUCCUCGAGCAGGUGAAGCUCUCCGGCUUCCCGGACAAAGUGCACGGCGUGUACGUGCCGCAACGCCAGCGCUACGGCUGGUGGCAGCUCGACGACGAGCAGAAACUGCGCCAGCUCCUAAAGACCCUGAAUCCGUCGGGGCUGCGGGAACGGGAGCUGCAGGAGAACCUGACGCGCUUCCUCACCCUGGAACAGCCGCUCGGAGUCAACUACCAACUGCAGCCGCUGGAGGCCCACAUGGUGGAGUACCUGCUGCCGGACGGGCCGCACGACUGGAACCCCAAGGUGGCCAAGCGGGUGGAACUGGCCCUGCUCGAACAGCUCGAGUCGCUGGAGGACAAGGUGGCCAGCGCCUCGAUGCAGCUGAAGAACUGGCAGGUGCCCAAUCGCGUCGAGGGCGAGCAGAGCCUGCCGGAGCCGGAGGAGGUCAGCGAAGAGGACUUUAUCAGCAUCAUUCCCAUGAUCCGGGAGCGGAUCAUCGAUCUGGAGGCCAACAUUGAGCGGCGCUACCUGAAGCCGCCGCUCGGCUCGCAGACGGGCGACGCCCACCUGGCCGUGAUUGCCCAGAACCAGCACACCUCCACCCAGACCCAGAACUCGGCCUCUGCCGCGGCCUACCUGCUCCAGAUGCAGCAGCAGCAGUUGGUCCAGCAGCAGCAGCAGCAACAGCAACAGCAGCACCAGCAACAUCAUCAGCAACAACCGGGAGGAAACAGUCUCAAUCCCUCAUCCUUCAACGAGCGCACCAUGGCCCUGGCAGCAGCCGCCGCGGCUGCUGCGCCCAACUCCACCAACGCCUCCGGCUGCCCGGGCGAGUCUGGCAGCGUGGAGCCCGUCUCUGGCAACGUCUCGCCAGCCAGCAACUGCGACAGCGACAGGGACGAGAAGGUGGAGAACAUACCCAAGGGCCUGGUGCAGUGGCGGGAUGCAGUGGCCCGGUCCCACACCACGGCCCAGCUGGCCAUGGCCCUCUACGUGCUGGAGUCCUGUGUGGCGUGGGACAAGAGCAUUAUGAAAGCGUAUGCAACAAGAAACAAGUCGAGCAAGAAGAGCAGCGCCAAGAAGCAGGCAACACCCAACAAAAAGAAGCAGCAGCAGCAGAAGAAUAAGAGCAAGAAGAAGAAGCAACCCACGCCACAGAAAACAACAAAAUCGGAACCGCCACCGCCACGGCCCCCGGCGACACCCCCAAAGGAACAAAAGCAUCAAAAACAGCAGUCCCUGAGCAUCAAAAUCAAUCUAAAGGCUCUCGCCAAGGCAGCGCAAAACGGACAAUCCCCCCCAGCCCAACCGCCUUCCUUAUCGCCCUCCCCCAGCGAGGAUCAAGACUCCCGCACGGACUCUGACUCGGACUUUGGGGCAAAAACGACGACCACGACCACGACAAAGACAAAAACACGCAAACGUCGACGCUCGGCCACAACCACAAACUCUAGCAAAUAUUCGAAUUCCUUACAGAAUUGCCAGUUCUGCACCUCGGGCGAGAACGAGGAUAAGCUGCUCCUGUGCGAUGGCUGCGACAAGGGCUACCAUACGUACUGCUUCAAGCCCAAAAUGGACAACAUACCCGAUGGCGACUGGUACUGCUACGAGUGCGUGAACAAGGCCACCAAUGAGCGCAAAUGCAUCGUGUGCGGCGGCCAUCGUCCCUCGCCGGUGGGCAAGAUGAUCUACUGCGAUCUGUGUCCGCGCGCCUACCACGCCGACUGCUACAUCCCACCGCUGCUGAAGGUGCCGCGCGGCAAGUGGUACUGCCACGGCUGCAUUGCACGGGCCCCGCCGCCCAAGAAGCGGAGUGGCGGCACCAGCAGCAGCAGCAGCAAGUCGCGUCGCGAUCGCGAUGCCAGCACAGCCGCCAAGCGGCGCAACGACAAGCCGGGACUACCAGGGCCAGUGGGUGCCACCAGCAUGGAGCACUUGCCCCAAAUGGGGGGAGGGGACGCGCAGCACCAGCUGCAACAGUCGCUGAAUUCGUCGCACGACGAGUCCAUGACAUCGCUGCCGCCGCCUUUGAGUCCGGCGCAUUCGAUUGCCUCGGCCACGUUCGAGGAUCAGCAACACACCAACUCUAUCGACAGCAGCCGUUUCCAGGCGCAUCUGGGCAACAGCAACAACAACGGGGUCGUGCCGCUGCCCGAGGAAGUGGCUGUCGCUCCGACGGGAUACCCGGUCUAUCCGCAAGCCAGCGCCUUUGCCGCUGGUCUGGUGAACCCCACAGGACCCACAGUUCUGCCCAUACUUCCCGUACCCCAUGGACCGAUGCAGUUCAGCAACGUGGCCAUGUCGCCACGGGCUGUGACGCCCACCCGAACGCCGACGCCGACACCGGCGCCGACACCACCGCCACCCGGGCCACUGCAUCCGCCCGUGCCCACAUCGACGACACCGCUGCUUAUGCAGGCUUCGCCGACGGCCCUAAACGCCAUCUGCCAGUCGCCGCCGCAUCAGCAGCCGAUGACCAUGCCCUCGCCGCCGGCAGGGGGAGUGGGAGUAACGCAAAUGUCACCGCCGCCCAUCAAUAUACAUGCCAUACAGGAGGCCAAGGAGAAGCUAAAACAGGAGAAGAAGGAGAAGCACGCGACCAAGAAGCUCAUGAAGGAGUUGGCCGUUUGCAAGACGCUCCUGGCCGAAAUGGAGCUUCACGAGGAUUCGUGGCCAUUUCUGUUGCCCGUGAACACCAAACAGUUUCCCACUUAUCGCAAGAUUAUCAAAUCCCCCAUGGACCUAUCCACCAUUAAGAAGAAGCUCCAUGAUUUGAGCUACAAGGCACGCGAGGACUUUUGCGUGGAUGUGCGACAGAUCUUCGACAACUGUGAAAUGUUCAACGAGGAUGAUUCGCCUGUUGGAAAGGCGGGGCACGGCAUGCGCAAGUUCUUCGAGUCCCGCUGGGCAGAGAUGACCGAGAAGCACUCCUGAUCGUAUCCGCAGCUCCAGCUUGCCACCAGCGACAGCUCCACACCGGAUCCCAUAGAAAUAGUGAUACCAACGGCGGAAACAACCGCCGAAGCAGCACAAUUUUGGCCAAGAGAUUAGGACUAGAGCAGAGAAGGACGAGUGGGAGGCAUACAAUUGUAUAUAAUUAUAGAGGGAUAGCCGAUACAAGCAAAACACACACACAAGAAGCAUUAUUAUAUUUAUAUAUAGUACGAUUAGAUAUAUAUAUAUAUAUAUAGCCCACGUCCUACGCUGUUCGUUGACGAGACCUUUGCAAGAGCGCCUCGAAUGUCCUCCCCAGUAGCCAGGCGAACAAGCGUGUGCCAGCAACAAAAUUGUAUCUAGUUGAUUAAGCAUCCACGAAAGCAAGGAAACAAAACAGUGAAGCAGUAUAAACCAUAACUAUUAGCCAACAUAAUCGAGCAGCUCCUACAUAUAGCUAAAAUCGUUUAAGAAGCCAUCCACAGUACAGACGCGACUCUCUGACAAAAUGAACGUACAAAAUGAAACUAUGUCGCCCCAGAAAAAACCAACCCCCAUUCAAUCAAUCGAUCCAUCAUUCGAACAGUAUUUUGUGCACUCUGUGCAGCUCUGCGUCUCGCUUUGUUUUACACAAUUCUAAAACGUAAUAAUUUUAACUCUUAAUUUAAAUUGUAAUUGUAACUGUAAUUGUAAUUGUAUUUGUAUCUGUAAUGUUUUAUGUUUAAAGCUGACAUCAACGAAGCGCUCAUUUAAGUUUUAACGUGUAUUACUGUAUUGUACUUAUAGCCACUCCGACAAUUGUAUUUAAACAUAUAUACACAUACCUAUAUACUAGCAUUAAAAUUAACAUUAAUAUUAACUAGAGAGAGCCUUAAUCUGGCAGCGGAGCGGACUCAAAUAUACUCAAAAGGGAUGGCAGUACGUGGCACAGAUCGAGAGUUGUAAAUGAAUGUGAAACGAAGGCAACAUACAAUUAAAUUAAAUUGAAUGUAUUAAAUUAUAUUCUCUGUGUAAAUUUUCCACAA